This is a messenger RNA of Eruca vesicaria subsp. sativa (arugula), 1476 nucleotides long. NCBI's taxonomy places the organism in Eukaryota, Viridiplantae, Streptophyta, Magnoliopsida, Brassicales, Brassicaceae. The record is from the annotation of a GenBank genome assembly.
GAAGAAGAAGCACUACCUCUCUCUCCCCCCCCCUUUUCCAAUAAAUUAGGGUUUUUUUUUUAAAUCGGAUUCACGACAAGCAGAACCAUUUUCUUCCGACAACAGUCCAGAUUUGUCUCUCCCAGUUUCGAAACAUUUAUGGAGUUGGAGAGGUGUUUAAGCUUUGAUUUGGAGAGUUUUCAGACAUAGAGAUAGCUAAGUUAUUGUGUGCUCGAGGGGUGUUAAGCUUAAGAUGGGUUCGCUCUGUUGUGUGGCUGCAAAGUCAGACAGAUCAAACUCUGCAAGUCAUGACUUUUCGUUUGGCCCUCAUGAGCCUUACUGGAGGACUAACUCAAGUUUCUCUCCACCUUCAUCGAGAUGGGAUCUCCGUGGCUUAAACGAUGGUGUAAGCUUCUAUGGAUCUUCCACAUCAUCAAACGCUAAUGUUCUUCGUAGUCCUGACCUUUCAGAGACUCUUCAUUGGACACCCAGUGACUUUGAAUCUGCAACGCGAAGAGAUCAAACUCCUAAGCGAUUUUUCCUGUCUAAGCCGGUUCAUCCUAUACAUCAUCCAUCUGAUAACGCUAGAGAAACAACAUCAGACUCUGCAGAUGCCUGCAGCUGGAGCAGCGGGACACCACCAAGCAGCAUUGAUUCCACGGAUGUUCCCGAGCCACUUCUUGAUUGGGACAAUAACUCUACUACCAAAGCACAACGAGUGGCUUCAAGUACAUAUAAAUGUGGAUUGUGUCACAGAUACAUCUCCCAGAAGUCUCCUUGGGGGUCUAGGUCCAUGCCUGUCACAGGAGUGCUUCCAUGUCAACACGUCUUUCACGCUGAAUGUCUUGACCAAUCAACUCCAAAGUCUCACGGUAAUGACCCACCUUGUCCAAUAUGCACCAAGCAGGAAGGAGGAGAACACUCCAAAUCACUCAGCAUUGUCCAGAGGCUUAAAACGCUUAGUGAAGAGGGGACAUCUACAAGACAAUGGGUCUGUGCUCAGGUUGGUGACUGUGUUGAAACUGCUGUUAAUGUUCCGCCGAGACCGAGAAACACCAUGAUAAUGAUGAACAAGAAUAGAAUAAGGAAAAGCCUUUCAUUGAGAGGAAACUCAAGCAAAGAUUCUCCAAGAAAAAUCAAGAAAAGUAACUCAUUUGCCAUGGAAAAUCAAGUGCCUCUUGAGCAUUCUAGAGGGAAAGAGAGAGCUUAUUGGUAGCUGGAAACAGGAUGCAAAGAUAUCAAAGGUGGGUUCUCUGACUUAAAACGCUUUAACUUUUGACAAGACUGUUCUUGGAAGAUCAUUAAAGGACUGUAAAGUAUUUCAUAUGUGUAAGCAUAUUUGUUUAGAGCUUUGAUUGUUAUCUAUCCUGUAAUCAGCUAAGCUCAGUAAAGUGGUUUGUUAUUUCAUGAACGUGAUUAAACGGUUAGGUUCUUUCAAUAUAUAUUUCUCUAAACACAUGACUUGAAUGUGUCUACAUCGUUGUUGGUAGAGUCCAC